Molecule: messenger RNA, 257 nt
Organism: Periconia digitata
Lineage: Eukaryota; Fungi; Ascomycota; Dothideomycetes; Pleosporales; Periconiaceae
Source: the annotation of a GenBank genome assembly
AUGCAGAAACACCCUAAACCUCAUGUACACGCCAACUCAACCUACACCACAUAUACCAUACCCUCUCCAACAAGCCCUCAGUUCCAAUUCAAUGGCAGCGGCAGCACCCUCCUCCCCCACCACAUGACCCGCUACAUCUAUCCCUCCAACCUACACUACCACGCAUCGCAACUCGUGCUGCAGCUCCCAUCCGACUCUGUGAACCGAGUACAACUCCCAGGGCGAAGGAUCAUGGGGUGUUGAUGGAUACAAUUUCC